AUGGCCCAAUCAGCCAAGCCCUCUCUACCCGAAGGGCGACGGAGUGACGACGUUGCGUUUGCAAUAUUCGACGCUACUUUGUGUCCCGGAUGUAAGCUGGGCAUCCCGCCAAACGGUUCCGGGGAGGGCCAUUUUGAGGUCCCGCUCUGGUGCCACGCUUCAUCCCUGACGCUGGCUCGUCUGGCUCGACCACCCCGUGUCCCGUCGCUCGAGGACGAGGACCAGGACCACCCGAACUUGCUUUGA
Messenger RNA from Colletotrichum orchidophilum, 246 nucleotides. RefSeq lists its product as uncharacterized. The coding region runs from base 1 to 246 and encodes 81 amino acids. The transcript has a single exon. The record is from RefSeq and is a predicted model, not a curated record. NCBI's taxonomy places the organism in Eukaryota, Fungi, Ascomycota, Sordariomycetes, Glomerellales, Glomerellaceae.